Messenger RNA from Tilletiaria anomala UBC 951, 1859 nucleotides. Its product is annotated as putative eukaryotic translational release factor 1. Gene Ontology annotation, biological process: cytoplasmic translational termination. Gene Ontology annotation, cellular component: cytosol; translation release factor complex. The record is from RefSeq and is a predicted model, not a curated record. Gene Ontology annotation, molecular function: sequence-specific mRNA binding; translation release factor activity, codon specific. The transcript is spliced from 4 exons. Bases 182 to 1510 code for a protein of 442 amino acids. NCBI's taxonomy places the organism in Eukaryota, Fungi, Basidiomycota, Exobasidiomycetes, Georgefischeriales, Tilletiariaceae.
CGAACACAUUUUCCCUCAUGUCUUCCAUCACUUGCAGUAUAUACGUUGCUGUACUAUCAAUCCAUUUCGAACCUGUUCGGACUUGCUAUUGUCCUUGUCAUCAGCAUCAGCACAGGGCCGAAAGCAGCUCAUACGUACGCGUAGGCCUUACGAAAGUUCAUCAAUACAGCUUGCGACCAAAAUGGCUUCGGCGGCGAAUGGGAACGAUGCUGCCGAGGCAAACAUUCAAAUGUGGAAGGUGAAGAAGCUGGUGCAGAGCUUGGACAAGGCACGAGGAGCGGGGACGUCGAUGAUCUCGCUCAUUUUGCCGCCACGAUCCCAAAUCUCACAAGCAACGAACAUGCUUACUCAAGAAUACGGAACUGCAUCCAACAUCAAGUCGCGUGUGAACCGUCAGUCUGUGCUGUCUGCCAUCACUUCAACGCAGCAAAGAUUGAAGCUUUACAACAAAGUACCUCCGAACGGGCUGAUCGUGUAUUGCGGAACGAUCCUGACAGACGAUGGCAAGGAAAAGAAGGUCAACUUUUCAUUUGAGCCUUUCAAGCCAAUCAACACAUCGCUGUAUCUCUGCGAUAACAAGUUCCACACGGAAGCACUGUCAGAGCUGCUUGAGUCAGAUGCCACUUUCGGUUUCAUUAUUAUGGAUGGUAAUGGCGCCCUCUAUGGCACGGUGUCAGGUAACACUAGAACUGUGCUACACAAAUUUUCGGUCGACUUGCCCAAGAAGCAUGGUCGGGGUGGUCAGUCUGCCCUUCGUUUCGCUCGUCUCAGAGAGGAAGCUCGUCACAACUAUGUCCGCAAGGUAGCAGAGCUCGCAACGCAGCAUUUCAUCACGGACAACAAGUGCAAUUGCGCAGGUCUUGUGUUGGCGGGUUCAGCCGACUUCAAGACUGUCCUUGCACAGUCUGAUCUCUUUGACCCCCGUUUGGCCGCCAAGCUCAUCCGCACUGUGGAUGUAUCUUACGGCGGAGAGAACGGCUUCAACCAGGCUAUCGAAGAGGCAGCAGAGUCAUUGCAGUCUGUCAAGUUCAUUCAGGAGAAGAAGCUCAUCCAAAAAUACUUCGACGAGAUCUCACAAGAAACUGGCAAGUACUGUUUCGGCAUUGGCGACACCUUUAAGGCACUCGAGUUGGGCGCUGUUGAGACCCUCAUUGUCUGGGAAAACCUUGAUGUUGUGCGCUACCAACUCCGUGACACGGAAGGCGGCGUUCACAUCUUGAUGUUGACAAAGGAGGAGGAGAAGGACAGGUCAAAGUUCAUGGACAAGGCCACUGGAUUAGAGAUGGAGCAGGCUGAUGAGCCUCAACUACUGCUUGAAUGGCUUGCCGAGCACUACAAAGACUUCGGCACGAACCUCGAGUUCGUCACAGACAGGUCGACAGAAGGCAACCAAUUCGUUAAAGGCUUUGGCGGCAUCGGCGGGCUGCUUCGUUACAAGGUGGCAUUCGAAGAUAUGGCAGUUUACGAGGACGAUGAGGAUGAGUUCAUGAGCGACGACUCGGACGAUUGACUCGGCUUCCAACCUCUAAGCGGGGGUCAGGGCACGUCGGAGCCCGGCAUGCCCAAUAGCAUGGCGCAGCCGGAAUCUGAGAUUGUUGAGCAGGAGCUAGUGCUGGUGAAGCCUCAUCGCCCUUUGCAUGCAGAGCGCCACAAGCUCUGAAGCAAUCACUUGCACUGCCUUUUCCUGGCUCCUCUAGCAAGGUCUUUUAAGAAUCUUGCAAGCCAGUCCCGUUUCCGGGCUGACCGGGAACGCCCUGUUUCGGCAAUACAGCGGGGGAGCAACUACUCAGGAGGUCAAUCCUUUGUAUGGUAUGCCAGUCAACAGACUGCAAUGCAUGUGAUAUGCUCUAGUCUACAAC